Molecule: messenger RNA, 590 nt
Organism: Talaromyces proteolyticus
Lineage: Eukaryota; Fungi; Ascomycota; Eurotiomycetes; Eurotiales; Trichocomaceae
Exons: 1
Coding region: 321-518 (65 amino acids)
Source: RefSeq, a predicted model, not a curated record
CACCGCUAUACUUAUCGGCUCGCGCUUUUUAAUCAAUCCCACACAUAUAGGCAAAUACGUAAACUAAUAAAUCUGCAGAUUAACCCUCCUAAUAUCUUCUGAUUACUCGUCAUUACAUCCUUGUCCGGUCGAUUGGCUCGCUUGUACGAACUAGAAGACGUCGAAAAAGGCGACUGGGAUGGCUUCUCGCGCAUCGGCACGAUAUAGAAUCAAUUUUCCCUUUUAUUUCCAGCUGCUGGUUUCCUUACUCCUCACUGUCACCAGCUUUCCGCGACUUCCGAUUUGAUUCCAAAUGAAAUCAACUGAAAGAAACCUACAGUAUGACGCCGUUAUUGGAUAGGAUUACCUUCGUAGUUAGCGUUGGAGCCGAUACUUCAUUGGCCGUGGUUUCCUUCACGGCCGCGUUUUGCAUACUAGUGUUGUGGAUGGCAUACCUGGUCGUGUUGGCUGUGCAUCGAAUUUUCUUCAGCCCGAAUGCCCACAUUCCCGGCCCAAAACUUGCUGCUUUGACUUCGUAGUAUGAGGCGUACUACGUGAUUGUGCGGCGAGAACAGUAUCCAUUUCGUAUUUACAGACUGCAUGAUAGUUAC